UCAGUGAAUCUUCCAUGGAAGUCCUGUCAGUCAUCACAUGGCCACAUCACACACACACAGGCCUCAUUUGGCUGGCUGCCACCAGCACACCGCACAGGUCAGCCUGCCCUGCACAUGAUGGAUGGAUGCUGCUCAAUGACAUCUACCGACAAACGCAUCACCACCCUCCCAUCGUAGACCUAGGCGCUAGCUAGGUCACAGCUUGCCAUUGUUGGAGCAUGCGGCUCCGCCAUUCUGCCCUGUGGCCGACUGACAUGCUGCCUGAGGCCUCGGCUGAUCCAUGGCCUUCAACACGUCCGCCAUAUUGUCCCAAAUCAGCGUGUUGUGGUCCGCACCGGCAAAUUCAACAUACUGCGCACACACAUCCACACAUCCAUCGGCACAUCCGGGGAGGGAGGGAGGGAGGGAGGGAGGCACACACCUGAAGUGCAGCCAAGUGCGUAUCGUAACUGCACUCAUACUUACGCGGGUGGCGAAUGGUGUUGGCUGCUGCUGGGUGAGUGUCUUUGCGAGGCCGCCCAGCUCCCUCCCCAUGUACACAGGGACGACCUCGUCACGAUCGCCAUGCAUGACGGUCAGGGGGAUGGCCGAAUCAGACACGUGGUCUUCCCACAAGUGUGGGUCAAGCAGAGACGUCAGCCGCUUCCUGUUGUCCCACCUUAGGUGUGCACCACACGUGCACAAAGAAUGAGACAGACAGUGACUAGGUAGGUGUCUGUGUCGGCCAACGUCCGUGUCGCCAACUAACUUGUGGACGAGCAGCGUUUCCACGACGGCUGUAGGGAUGAUGGGAAAGACCACAGUGGCCAUGUCGACCAGAGAUGUGAAGGGCGAUAUCAGCAGCAGCCGCCCCAGUGAGAUCGAAUGGUAGGCGGGCUUGGGGUUGCCCGCAUGGUUGAGCCGCUGUGCGACAGCCAACGCAAGCUGCAGGCCCUGAACAGAGAAACAAACAUUCCGACACAAAAAAUCCUAUCUUUCUAUGCAUAUGGAUGACGUCUGUCUGUCUGUAAGUACCGACCGCUGCUGCUCCGAUCGAGUGGCCGAAGACAUUGAGCUCGAUGGGCGGCAAGGGCCCCGAAUAAUGCCGGGAUAAACUAUCCAGGCAGGCAUCCAACGCCUGCAGGCCAGGCAGGAGUCGAGUCAACCAAUACACCACACAUAACAUACAGACGCAGACACAUAAACGAACGACACACGUACGGUAGGUACGCACACAUGGAUACGAUAGUGGACCGUGUAGUGCAGCGCUCAGCUCACCUGCACUGACGUUUUCAUGGUGUUGGCUGGGGUGGGUCGGCCCUCACACUCGCCGUAGCCUUCACACGGCAGGCAACACACAAUGAAUGCACUUCAAUCACAUCAUGGUGGCCACAGCGUGAUUGCAUAGCAGACCAAUGCCUGUCUGCCAUUGAUUGUACCAGGGUAAUCGGCCAGCAGGAACGCCAUAUCGUCCUCCUCUCCACUGUCGUCCUUUCCCGCUUUGACCCGCCUCCUCAGGUAUACGCCCACGAACUCCAGCCAGUCCAGUGCGAGGGCAGCGUUGCCCCCGAAUAACACCCACAGCCGGAGAGGCGACCGGGGGCUCACCACCGUGCCGACACGGGAAGAUCUAGGAGGGAUGAGAAACGCCGUCUGGUGGCCGAUUGAAGCAUCCUGAGAAAGCCAGAGGGAGGGAAGGCAGCCAUUGCAAGCAGCGUGGUGUGUGUGUCAUUCAUUCAUUCAUAUGCACCAUUUGGUCUUUGUUUCAAGGUCAGUCACCUUGAACUGAAUGUCUUGUAUUGGCUGCCGCCCGAUGCUGCCGAGGAACUCAUCGAAUGCCCUCCUCUGCUCCUCAUAGAAGCCAGCGCCUUUGUACUUGCGCUUGAAGUAUAUCAGGUGGUCCUGCGCGAGGCUGAGGACGGCUAUAAGAGACGCCCCGACAGCUACAGCCACUGAUUGCAAUGAAUCACAGACACUCAUGCAGAGGGUGCGAGUCAAAGCGCAUGUCGAUGUGCAUUGGUGUACAUGCCAUGCAUGUUAUGUAUGUGUGUUGGUGCUUGUGUGCGUACGGUACCUGCUGCCCGUCUGCCGAUGGUAGAUCCGUGCUUGUUGAGCCAUUCCCUCACUCGCUCCAUGCCAGGAUCAGACACAAGCCAAUCUGCACAGACAUGCAGCAAGUGACGGAUCUGUUUGCAUUUCAUUGUUUCCGUCUGACCAGUGACUAUAGGUGGCAGGAAAGUAAGCCGACGCGCGAGAUGCUUCCACCUGAUGUGUCCACCAACAGCAGCUCUCAGAUCUUUCCUCGCUGUUGGUCUUGCUGUGGCGUCAGCAGCGACAAUGAACAAAAGCGGCAGCGUUACGACAAGUAGAGGACGAUAUGAACCCAUCGGAAAGGCAUC
Messenger RNA from Vitrella brassicaformis, 2378 nucleotides. The record is from the annotation of a GenBank genome assembly. Lineage: Eukaryota; Vitrellaceae.